Messenger RNA from Microsporum canis CBS 113480, 1098 nucleotides. RefSeq names its product D-arabinitol 2-dehydrogenase. Gene Ontology annotation, cellular component: intracellular anatomical structure. Lineage: Eukaryota; Fungi; Ascomycota; Eurotiomycetes; Onygenales; Arthrodermataceae. Gene Ontology annotation, molecular function: oxidoreductase activity, acting on NAD(P)H, oxygen as acceptor. The record is from RefSeq and is a predicted model, not a curated record. The transcript has 4 exons. Bases 13 to 1098 code for a protein of 361 amino acids.
UAAGCAGAUACAAUGUUCAGACUAUCGGCGAGAAGAACCUUGUUUCGAGCGGCCUGCGGCUUCUCGGCCGUCAGAGGAGGUGCAGCUGCAGGACGACUCGGAGCCCAGCAAGCUUAUCGAAACUUCUCAUGCUCUACGCCUCUAUACAAGGACGAGAAGAUUCCGGCACCUGCCAUUGAUGCAGAGGGUGGGUUGGCUCGUACAGAUGAUAGCGUGAGAGUCGAGUAUCCCCCCGACGAUGAGAUGCCACAGACGCCUAUCGUGCAAGGCCGGGGUGGUCGACAUUUCAAGCGGACGCUGGCCUCAUUUUCUCUCGAGGGCCGAGUAUCGGUGAUUACGGGCGGUGCGCGUGGGCUGGGACUGGUUAUGGGUCAGGCAUUGGUUGCAUCCGGCUCUGAUCUUGCCAUUGUUGACUUGAAUCAUCAAGAAGCAGAGCUGCAGGCGAAGAAGUUGCUGGAGCAAUUUCAGAAGGAGAACCCAGGUCUAGACAGACUACCCAAGAUCACAGCUCACUAUGCAGACGUGGGCGACCCCGAGUCCGUCAACGCCAGCAUUUCUCAGAUCAUCUCCGAGCACUCCAAGAUCGACCACCUGGUCACUUCGGCUGGCUUUACUGAGAACUUCGACGCCAUCAGUUACCCUUACGACCGAAUCCAGAAGCUAUGGAAAGUCAAUGUUGACGGCUCAUACCUGUUUGCUGUUGAGGUAGCCAAGCAUCUAAUGGAGCGCAAGGCUCCCGGCAGCAUGGUGCUGAUAGGAAGCAUGUCCGGCUCGAUUGUGAAUGUUCCACAGCCUCAGGCACCGUAUAAUGCAGCAAAGGCGGCGAUCCGGCAUUUGGCCGCCUCCCUAGCGGUCGAGUGGGCGGGUGCAGGUAUCAGGGUUAACUGUAUCAGUCCAGGGUACAUGCUGACCGCAUUGACACGCAAAAUCCUGGACGACAACCCGGACCUCAAUCAGAAAUGGACCUCGCUGAUUCCCCAGGGCAAGAUGGGUGUGCCAGAGGACCUGAUGGGUGCCGUUGUCUUCCUGACCAGUGACGCUAGCAAAUACGUCACUGGCGCGGACCUGCGUGUAGAUGGCGGAUAUACCGUCACCUAG